AUGCCUUGUAUAUUAAAGGUUAGAAUAGGUGAGGGUAGAGACCUACCGAUUAUGGAUAGGUCGUCUGCCCUUGCCGAUGCCUAUGUAGAGAUAAGGUGUGGACAGACUGAUCCUCAAAAGACUGAUAUUCAGAGAAAGACUCUUAAUCCCGUUUGGAAUCAAGACUUUAGAUUCGAGUUUGCCAAUGAAGCUGAUCUUCAAGAUAAACCAUUGGAUAUUAGAGUUUGGGAUUAUGAUUUAGUUAGUAAGAAUGAUAUCAUUGGAACUGUAUUGAUUGAUUUAAAUUGUCUUUUAGCAUCAGAUGGAGCCAUUCAAACUAUUCAAGGUUGGUUUCCUAUAUUUGAUACAUUGAGAGGUAUCAGAGGUGAAUUGUUUGUAACUGCAAAGUUGGAGAUAUUCAAGAAUGAGAACCCUUUCAAAGAUGCAUCUGCCGGUGUACAAUUCUUUUCAAGUAUGUCCAAUCAUCAUUCAAUAAUUCAUUUAUCAACACCAUUUUCAAAUUAUCGAAUCUCAAGUAUACAUGGAUUCGUAGAGGAAUUGAUUGUUGAAAGUGAUCCUGAAUAUCAUUGGACCGAUACAUUCAAAGCUUCAAGAUUAUCAAAUUUUGAAAGACAAUUUCUAUUAUAUACUUUAUCUGGUAAAUUAAGAAGACAAAUGGGAAAAAAAGUAUUGGAUAUGGGAGGAAAUGCAGUGUUGGAGUAUAAACAACAUUUUGAUUUGGAGGGUGACAGUGGUAUUGUUGCUCGUGGAUAUGGGACGGCUGUGACGUUGAGAAGGGUGACAGAUGCUGAUUUGACAUCACCGUCGUUGUUGUCACCAAAGGUGGCUGGUGGAGGUGGAAGGGAGUUGGUGACUUCAUCUUCAUUUAGUUCGACGCAUUCAUCGACACACUCUUGCUCGUCAGAUGACGACCAUCACCAUCACCACCAUCACCACCAUCACCACAGUGACAGUAGUUCGAGCUCUAGCUCUAGUUCAAGUUCAAGUUCGUCUGAUGACGAUCCGUUGGUUCCGCACACUACCGGUGGGUUGGGAUCACACGAAGUACAGUUGUACACACUCAACACGUUUCAAAAUCAUUUGGUGGUGCAUAUUGGAGGUGUCGUCAGUGUAAAGUCGGUCAAGUUAUUGAAAAAGACAGCCGGCACAGAUUCAGCGACAGUCGAAGAAGGAGACAGUACAUCUGAAGGACAACUAUCCAAGAGUGACGAGAAAAAGUCUAGAAAGCAUCUCAAACAAUCCAAACAACAACAACAACAACAGACGACAACAUCUAGCAGCAGCAAAAAGAAGAGUAAAAAGAGUAAAAAGUUCUAUUACAAUCAUACAUCUUCGAGUGAGAGUGAUGAUGAUAAUGCCAACUACAAGAGGAAAAAGGGUGCUGGUGUAUUAUCAUCUGCCAAAAAGAAGCAACAGCAGGCAAAGAACAAAUCAUCAUCGUCAUCACGUAGAAAGCGUAUCACCCAAUCAUAUUAUGAUGAUGGAGAUGAUAGUGUUGUGCAUACAGGUACAUUGUCAUCGUCGUUUGACGCAGCUGCGUCGAUAACUGAGGAUUCGACUCAUGAUGAAUCGCAGACUUCGUCGUCGGAUGAGAGUAGCGAUGAAGGUGUGGUGCGCCAUCACCACCGCUCGCGUCGACAUAUUAACCAGAGUUCGGGCCCAUCUAUCCGUACGGCCAGCUCGUCGAUCAAUGCAGGUCGCAAGUCGUCGUCGUCGUCGAAACACACGUCGGAGCGUCAGAUCAAGCAGAGUCGACUACGCGCCAUGUCAUCAUCGUCGGGUGAGGAGGACACGUUACCUUCACUCGACAAGGGUAAUGAUGCUAGCAGCACGUUUGUCGUUGAAGUGGACGACAAGACCGAUGAAGACAAGAUGACGACACUACUCGACUUUUACACGCCUCCUGGAUUCUCGUUGUGCAACACCGAGGUGCAGCCUGGCCAGGUUAGACCGAUCCAAAAUGUUCGUCUCAUCACUGCGAUCCGUCGUGUCGAGUGGGAUGUCGACAGUCAGUACCUCAACAAGCAGUUGUCGGUAUUGUUCAACUCGUUGUACGAUUCCAUCAUGUUUAAGCUGCGCGAACUUGCCCCAUGCAUCAUUUGCGGGUUGAAUGUGGACAUUGAAAUACCCGAAGACGACCAGCUGCAGAUGUUGAUCACCGCAAUAUGCGUCAUUGAGAAUGAAGACUAUCUUUUGAUGCCGUCCUCAACAUCAACCAUGCAGAUGCAGCAGUUGUACCAGCAGACACCCCCACAAAUGGCCGACGCUGCACUACCCAUCCCACCACCCAUAUCGUUGUCGUCGAUGGCCGGUAAACUCAACAUCCCCCAGACCAUCCACGUGCCUUCCCUCACCCCACCCGCACCUUCCACACCAGCUGUCACGUCGGUCAACACACCGUCCAAAUCACCCCACCACCACAACAACCACCAUCAUCUACUCCAUUCACUCGACCAAGUUGCUUCACAGGAUCCGGCCGACCUCCAAUUCGACAUGUCUCCUCCACGGUCACCCAUGAAGCGGUCAAUCGACGUGUCGACGCACAACGAACGUAUCUACGAGCUAUUUGGGUCGCAACAGCGUGUCGUCGAACACCGCCAUGUCGAACUGACCCCACUGUCCUAUCUUCCAGGAUGUCGUAUGGAAAAGUAUCUCGGACGUAUCAAUAUCCAUCUCAUCAAGGAGAGUUUCUCGGUGCGUGAGAGUGGUGGUCUCGGUGUGUUUAGUCAUGUCUUUAUCACCGAAGCCAAUGCCAUCACCCGAUCCCAGGUACUCAGUCUUGGAGGCAACGCUCUCGUUGGCUAUCACAUUGACGAGUUUAAUCUCAUCCUCGAUUCUGGGCCCAAAGGACAAGCCUAUUCACUUAUUAGUAUCAGUGGUGAUGCUUAUUACUCUACACCAAUUAUUCAACAACAACCUCAACAACAACCCCCUCAAAGUGGUAACAUCAAUUCAAGUACAAAUCCAACCAAUAUUGGUAAUACAUUUACACCUAUCAACAAUUCAUCUGGUAUUCCCAAUGUUGUAUCAACUUCUGGUCUUUUAGUUCAAGAACCAACAAAGAAACAAAUGAUGGCAUCGAAAUAA
This is a messenger RNA of Cavenderia fasciculata, 3087 nucleotides long. RefSeq names its product C2 calcium-dependent membrane targeting domain-containing protein. Gene Ontology annotation, cellular component: plasma membrane. Bases 1 to 3087 code for a protein of 1028 amino acids. The record is from RefSeq and is a predicted model, not a curated record. Gene Ontology annotation, biological process: positive regulation of D-glucose transmembrane transport; positive regulation of vesicle fusion; intracellular protein transmembrane transport. Gene Ontology annotation, molecular function: calcium ion binding; calcium-dependent phospholipid binding. The transcript has 5 exons. Lineage: Eukaryota; Evosea; Eumycetozoa; Acytosteliales; Cavenderiaceae.